Messenger RNA from Penicillium malachiteum, 1500 nucleotides. RefSeq lists its product as uncharacterized. Lineage: Eukaryota; Fungi; Ascomycota; Eurotiomycetes; Eurotiales; Aspergillaceae. Bases 1 to 1500 code for a protein of 499 amino acids. The transcript has a single exon. The record is from RefSeq and is a predicted model, not a curated record.
AUGUCUACCAUGACCACUUUAGAAAGGAGUCACUCCAGUGCUUCUCUCUCAAUGUCCAGUCCUCGGCUCUCCGUGCGAGAGACCACACCGCCGGGUGCCGAACCGUCUCUCACACGUCUCCAAUAUCGAAUUAACCAACUGGACUCUCAACUUUUCGAGCUCCGAUCUACUUUCCUCUCCGAAGAUUCUUACGUCGAACGCCGAAACCGGGAAGAUAGCCAUGUCCGACGCGAGUUUGCCAACACCAGCGCCACGUGCAAUCGUAUCGAUCUCAAUGUCGUCGCCCUUCGCUCCACCGUUGAACAGAUUCGAUCGAAUGGGGACUCCAAUGCUAUUCUAUACAAGAACGAGAGGGAUUUCCUGAACAGCGAGUUUAAUCGGGUGGAGAAGAGGUUGAAUCAACUGGACGAGUUGGUGAGAAGUGAUUCAUCAAACUGGCGUAUCGAGAUGAGCAAGCUCAAGACCAUUACCAACGACAUUCGCACGGAUAUGAGAUUGAUGGAAACGCGUAUAAAUGGACGUCUGAACAUUAUCGAAUCGCGAAUGAAACAUGCAGACCGUGUUCGGUUCAAUUCUCUCGCCCACACACUUCACGCCCCUAUCAACUCCAUCCCGGUGGUUCUGGAUGACGGUAAUCUCGAAUGGCCCGAAUGGUUCCCGCGUACGGUGUGGAGAUUCUGGUGUUUAAAGAAACGAAGUCGAGGUGAGCAAGGUAUUAUUACAGAUAAGCUUUUACAAUCUAACAUUCUAUCUCUUUUAGUUCAUCGCCUUGCUGAACUCGCAGAGUUCUACCAACUUGAAGGCUAUCAGAGCUGGAGUCGCUUACAGCCUUCGGAAUUCAAUUCAUAUGAUAGUGAUUCUAGCGACUCUAGUGAUAGCAACUGUGCUUUGACUCGUAAAGAGGCAGUGCAUCUGUUUCCCGAAGCAGCUCAUCAAGCUCUAGCGGCAACUUUAGGUCUUGUGUACUACAAGAUCCGCAAUGAAGUGGGCGAAGGACCUCAUUCCGUGAUGGCACCACGUCCUCCCAAGCGCCAGCAAGAAGAGGUUGCGUCCUCUACCACAAGUAGCAAAUCAAAGCCAGUCAAGAUUCCUCGCCGGCCUAGUGUCUCUGACACGUUCCUACAACGUCUUAUCCAUGGCCCAUCUAUCGACACGAAGUCAUCGACUUCAGAGGAGUUCGAUCAGAUUGGUUGGAAGGCAUUCUCCGAUGUUUCGGACGAUGCUAAAGACAAACUGCGGUCCAUUGAUCCCCAUGAUCUUGGUGCCGUCCUACGUGCUUUGGAGCAAGGACGACUCAAGUUGAAACCCAGUCGAUCUGAACAGCAGAACGCGUCACCAACUGAAUCAAAGGGUGGCAAUCCUUUCCGCCAGGCGACAAAUCCCGUCCAGCAAGAUGGACUAAAUGCUACCGAACCUCUUACCGCUUCACCAUAUUCGGAGAGAGCCCGUCGGACCUCUGUUUCAGAGGUCCCUCCUAUCUCUUCUAACCACAACAAUUAG